AUGGCUCGCCCUGGCCCCUCAGCACGGCAUCUGACUCUCACGGAAGAGUUGGAGAAGUUGGAGCAGUCCAUCACACUGACGCUGCAAGAAAUCGACCACAAUUUCAGCAAGGCACACCGCAUCGUCACCACGAAUAUUCUGCCCAUUGUAGAGCAAUACGGCGAGCACUCGCGAAAUGUUUGGGAUGCUUCCAAGUUCUGGAAGCAAUUCUUCGAGGCCUCAGCCAACGUUUCCCUCUCUGGCUAUGAAGAACAGGCCAACAAUGAGGACGAUCAAACUGGCGCAACCGAGGAGUCGACCGUUCAAGAAGAAACUACCAUUGACUACACCCGCACACCCCAACAACGCCCUGAAGGCGCCGAAGACAUGACCGUAGUCUCGGCCGCCGACUCCACAUUCCGCGCAGACGAUUCUGUUCUCAACGACAAUGACCUUACGGGCAGCACGCCUCAGCCGCCCAAAACCAAGACGAUGAAGCCGCAGUUCUCGAACCUCGAAUCCCCCUACGAGGCGCUCAAGCGCGAGCUGAAAGGCGAACCACCUGCGCCACACGAGGAAGACGACGAGAACGAAGACCUGGGUUUCGAGGAAGACUCGACGGUUCUGUUCGCGCAGCAUACGGCCCGUCUGCCGGACAUGUCUAUGACACCGCGCUCCUCGUUCGCGCCGCCGCCGCAGCAACAGAGCCACAAGGACCCGCUAAUGCACCGCAUGCUCGACAAAACGUUCCGCAUUCAGGCCACGCCGCACAAGGGCCCUGCCUACCGCGUCUCCCCACUGAAGCGUGACGACAGGAACAAGGAGAAGGAAAGCUUGCCUGCAUGGCAGCAGGACUCGCCCAUGUCGUCACCAGUCAUGGCCGUCCCAAAGCUACGUAGUGAGGCUUUUAUGUCUCCGGUCAAGAGCAAUGCCCGGCAGCGUCUUGCUGCCGCGACUGCAUCUGCGGGACCGCGCACUCCGGGCGUGAGCGUGCAAACGCCAGGUGGGGCGAGGAAGACCAAGGACGUGUUUGCUACCAAGGGCAACUACGAUGACGAUACAACUACAGAUCUAGGUGCCAAUUUCGAAAAGCAGAAAUACGAGAUUGACUGGGAGAGCGACAGUGAUGAGGGCCAUGCGCUGUAUGGCGGUAUGAGUCCGCCUAAAACGAUCCAGUUUGCGCUUCCCCCUUCGAAACUACUUCAGACACCUGCUCGCGAGGCAAGCAAGCGUAUUGUCGACGAUAUUCUACUGACAGCAGGCGCCGAGCCGGAGAGCUCAGAGUACAGUCCUACAAUGGUCAAGAUGAACGAGGACAUUCUCAACGAGAGCUUUUGA
Molecule: messenger RNA, 1317 nt
Organism: Colletotrichum orchidophilum
Lineage: Eukaryota; Fungi; Ascomycota; Sordariomycetes; Glomerellales; Glomerellaceae
Product: DASH complex subunit Ask1
Exons: 4
Coding region: 1-1317 (438 amino acids)
Biological process (GO): attachment of spindle microtubules to kinetochore
Cellular component (GO): mitotic spindle; mitotic spindle pole body; DASH complex
Source: RefSeq, a predicted model, not a curated record